CCACCACCAACUCAUUGUUGCAGCCUCACGUCGCCAAACAUGGCGCCAAAUGAUGAUGCUAAGCGCAAGUCAGGUUUAACGAUUGCGCAGGUGAAGUUCAAGCAGGCAAUGAAAGAUUCCGAUGCCGAAGAUCGUUCAGCACCCAUUGCAGUCGAAAUUAGCUCUCAGCUCUUCAACCACGUUGAUGCCGUUCUUCAGCAGAACUCGCCCAUCAAUAUCCAGAAAUGCACAGAAUGGAUUGUGAAGCACGUAGCUCCCUCCAAGGCUCGGAUCACCACCCUCGGCGCGUAUCUCAUCGCUGUCUCAAAGUCUGUCGUAGUAGAUCAGAGCACUCCAGCGCUAGCGAAGAAAGCAGCGCGCAACCGGAUGGAUAUCUUGUUGAUCGUCAACGAUGCCCUCCAUGCUGACAAGUUCCAUCGUCGCGACACGACGAAGCAGAGUAUUCUUGGCACCGCGUGUCAAGAUUUUGUCCCUGACUUGAUCGAACUCGCAGCCGCAUGUAUCACCGAUAAAGGAUCGCAGCUAGAGGUGAAGUUGAAGGCCAUUGUCAACUACUGGGCUGUUAACAAGCUCUUGAGUCCAGAGGGCCUGAAGGCUUGCCAGCACAAGGCAGAUGAGGCCUUGUCCGUAGCACAGGGUCGCAAGCGCAACUACGUUCUUCCAGAAUACCACGGCGACCGAAAUGCCAGAUGGCACGAUCUCCCAGCGUCGUACAUGCUCGAGCCCAUAAUCAAACACCCGAACCGCCCGAUCCACGAAUCUCAGAUCAGAAUACGGAAGCUUGACAAGAAGCCUGUCAGUCCGCACGUUCGCGCUCUCCUCGACAACUACUUCGAGAAUAUCGACCUAAAGUACCUGCCGACGGGCGAUAAUCCGACCGGAGAAACAACCAAGUAUAGGCUUUCGCUGGACCCUAUGGGCCAGCUAGUCAAGCAGGACAAGGAGACUGGCGAGACUGCCACAGUGGCAAACGGCUACGGCUGGUCGCCCAAGUUUUGUCAAGACAUACAGAACUUCACCGUCCCAGAGACCAUCAAGAUUGCGCGAGAGGACAUAGAACGCAUGGAGGACAUGAAGGUCUCGCCACAUGGACCUUCACGGCGAGAGUCUGAGAGCAGGGGUUUCGUCGAGCCGCGACCCACCAGGUCCCGCCCAUGCUGCCGCAGUCGCCUUUCAACGCGCCGCCAUUUCCACCGCAGCACAUGUCAGGCCAGUUCCAAGGCCAGUUCCCGAUGCCAAUGCCGCCAUUCGGUGUUCCUCCUCCUCCACCACCGCAGUUCCAAGGACGUGGUGGCUUCGUUCCCCCUCCCCCGCCCCCCAACUUCAACGGUAUGUGGCAGCCUCCUCCCAACACGAACAUGCCACCGAACGGUCCGCAACAAGGCAACCAGGGUGGCAAACAAUUUGGUAACCACCACGGAGGCCAGGGUGGAAAUCGGGGCGGCAACCAAUUCGGAUACCAGGGCGGCAACCAGCAUGGUACCAACUUCGGUCCCGGUAACAAUGGCCAGUAUGGUCAGAACCGUGGCGGAUACCAAGGUGGACGUGGUUAUGGAGGUGGACAGCGCGGUAGCAACAACGGCAACAGGGGAGGCUGGAGGGGCAACGGACGAGGCGGGCGAUACUGAGAGGAGACACAUUCUCCAGCGGACGUUGCGCGUGAUGGCGCGAACCAAAAGGAAACGCAACUCACUGAGGACCAAUACAAACAAACGUUCACGAUACGACGAUUCGAGCCCUAGCGAAGCCGGCAGCACCAGCGAUACCUUGUGGGCAGCAGAGUGCAUUCUCGACGAACACGUAGUCCGUGGUGUACGCAAAUACUACAUCCAAUGGCAAGGGAUUGACCCCAAGACUGGAAAGACGUGGGAGCCAACUUGGGAACCGGAAGAGAACGCCAACGACUUGCUCGUCGCACACUGGACGCAGGAGAAGGCGCGCGAUUUGGCUGAAGUCGACCAGCAAUCUCAAGGAAGCGACAGCAGACACUCUGAAGGGCAACAGGAAGCACAGGCACAGGCCUCAAGGCGCAUCCGCAAUCCCCGUGUGAUUGACAGCAGCCCGGAGCCUACCGACCGUUCCUCUGAGGCAACGAGUCCUCUCAGUAUCCGAGCUGACCCGGAAAGGCUGCCGAGUGCCGCAGUGUCCGCAGCUCGUGCUUCGCCUCGGAUUCAAAUCGCCCGACGGGGUGACAGUCUCGAGAGGAACAACUACGUGCGCUUCACGCAGACACCAUCGUCUCAGCCAGCUCCGACCCCAGAGCCUACCCAGGACACCAAUCUCGAUAGCUCGCAGUUGUUUGCAGCACGCCCACGACCUCAUCUGUCAGACAUAGUCCCCGACUCGCAGAGUUCCAGCGGUGAAGGAAGCUUCGUACCCACGACUCAACGCACCGAGGACAUCGGCCAACAGAGCACUGAUUCGAACGACUCGCGUGUCGAGGAAGAUCUUGCUGAAGACUCAGGCCUACUUGAACUUAUUGAAGAAGCCGCACAACACGCGUUGUCGCCUGCACGAUCGAUACCCGAGACGAUACCCGAGACGAUACCCGAUACCACCAUAGCAGAUUCGCAGAGCCAGCGGCAGAGACCUGAGACGGAGUCGCAAGGUGCUCCGAACACACUCGAAUUCAUUCAUAUCUCGUCACAGUUGGAACACGAGUCAAGCCCGGAGCUCGAGGAUACUGUGCACGGCCAACAGAGUGAAAUCGAUCAAAGUGCUGCACAAGACGAGUUUCAGGGAGGAGAUACCGACGAGGUCGGGGUGCCUCAGGUCGACCACAUCACUUACGAGCCUCGCCCAACCCAAAGCGCGCGCGAGAUAAUCUCAGACAGAGUGGGCGGUACAUUGGGCGAACACCCUCGUUUGGAACCGGCGGCUACGGACAGUACAAGGAAUGCUUCGACGGAGGUUGUUGGCACAGACGAAGUCACGAUCUCACGGAAUAAACCAUCUACACUAGUCGAGAACAGCCAGUCUCAUCAUACCGAAAGGCCUAACGUAGCUAGCGAUACACAAGUCUUAGCCGGUAGUAGUGACGACCCGUCGCAACGUCAAGGAUUCCAGCAAAUCAGCGUUUGCGACAGUCAACCAAUUCUAAUCGAGCAUUCGGCAUUGGAAGACAACGAACAAUUCCCUUUCCAGUCACAACAGCCGUUUCUGCAUUCUCAGCCUUCAGAAUCAGUAUCUUGCAUCAAGGUCUCAGAGCAGCUCCCACAAGCUUGCGCGACACUGGUCCUCCCAGGACGAGUGCUUGCUGGGGUAAGUGUGCCAAGCGAAUCCAAUCCGGCGCCAGCGCCCGACCCACCUCACCCAUCAGUCCAAGCAUCCACUACAAUCCAUCACCAAGAUCACAACGACCCGCUAGUGGAACUUCUCGAACCUGAAGCUGCUCACAGCGCCUCACCAUCAGGCCAGCUUCAAGAAGAGCUAUCUCUUCGUGAUCAACUACUGCACGCGUCAUCCAGUCCAGAGCGCGUACAGAACGCGCAAGUAGUACCUCUUGAGGCAGAUUUGAGCACGCAAGAAGACACAUCCGAGAGCAUACGAACUACCAUUGAAGAAGAGGUGGCGCAUCGGGCUAGCUCUGAGUCUCGUCACGACUCAUCCCAGGAAUCGCCAGAACGCCCUUCAAGAUCGCUGAAUAACGAGGCUUCGCCGGUACUGUACCCACCCAGCUACUCGUUGCAAACACAAGAAUCUAGACUUCCAUCACGGCCUUGUACGCCUGUUCCUACCUCAUCACUUUCCAUCAUGGCAGGCGAGGAACCUGCUAUCGCUGAAGCGAUAACACUAUCAGAGCCUAUCGUACCGGUACCAAGAUCUCCCACAUCCGACGAGAUGGAGGUCAGUGACGCAGAUGAUGAAGACAGCGAGAGUCUUUUCAAUGAUGAUUUGCAGUUGGUGGACCAGGAGUUCAUCGUGCCCUUGUUCAUACAGGGUCGGCAAAGGGAUACGUAUGCUCAGUACAUAACAGCCAAGAAAGAUCUGUUAGAGCCUUUUCUCAAGGAUCGCCACAGCCUGAACUCAGUCGAGGAGGUCAAGAACAUCCUAUCCCAGCUUCGCGCUAUCGAGACGCACAUGGACUUGGUCUUCGCUGAGGCUGAAUCGAACGUCUUAAAUGGUGAGGCUUCGGCGACGCAAGCAGAGCAUGCAGCUAGAUUCGGCUUGGAAAACUCCACUAAAUUUAGGUUUCUGUCAGCGCUGUUCAAUGAUUUGCGGCACUGCGAGCCGCAGAAACACGUCGUAUUAGUCACAGAGAGUGACAACGAGACACUCUUCCACAUCCUUGAGACGUUCUGCAAGACAACCUACAUCAACUACACCAUGCCGGGUAAAGAUCGAAAGGCAAAUCUGAAAGAGGUGGUUGGUAACUUGUUGGUCACCAUCAUCCCAAGCGAUGCAUCGCCCACCAUACAUGUUCCCGAUAUGAUCAUCUGUCUCGAUGGUGUGCAAGACGCCGCACAAAUACGCAAGAAGAGUUGGGCCAAAUCGCCUAAUUGCGACGUGGUGCCCGUGCUUCAUUUGGUCAUUCCGAGGACUGUCGGGCAUAUCGAACGGUACAUAACGUCAGGCCUUGAUCGAUUAGAUCAUAUGCACACUGUCUUGGCGAGCCUUGCGCAUGUUCAUCCGGACAUUGGAAAAGCCAUCGAUGAACGCACACUACGUGAUGUCCAUUGCGCUUCGUUAGUCGCCGACUGGAUCAAGAACAGGAUGGAGGGUGCCGACUGGCCGCUGUCCUCUAUUGGUAGCGUCAAGGACGUUAUUGAGUAUCAGACGCAACAGACAUCGACAGAUAUACCCAUGUCCGAACGUACCAAACGCCCUCUAGAUGAAGAAGACCUUGACCCCGCAAAGCGUAUGCGCUUCACUCCCCAACCACAAACAGUACCUGCUUCAGCGGUGGGUAAAGAGUACGAAGUCACGCAUAUUAGCGACUCCAUGCCUGGCACUGCAGCUUACGAUUCUGAUCUGCGAACACAGCUAGCCCAUGCAAAAGAGGGGCUUCGGGAAGAGCGAGAAGCUCAUAGAGCAGGUCAAAGGGACUUUGAUCAGCAUAAGGAUAUGUGGGAUAAGCAGCAGACAGUACACGAGGAUCUGGCAAGCGAGCACCGCCGUGUAAAGAGAAGGCUCCAAGAUGCCGAGGACAAAGUCGAGACGUUGACCAGGAACAACGCAACUCUCACCGAACGUCUCACGGCGCGUACCACGGAAAUGCGUGAGGUGAAGGAGAAGCUCAAGGAACAGCGGGAGACGGCUCUUCUCGACCCCAAUGCACAACUUCAAGAAAUCGCCAAGCUUCGCAACCAGCUCGACGAAGCGAACGACAAGACGGAGCAAGCAGUGAAGAAGGCUGCUGCAGCAGAGCAGAUGCUGGAUUACAUGAGAGAAAGCUUGCAGGAUGCCCGGUCCACCGCAUCUACCUCCACUGCCCGCGUUGAAGAACUCGAAGCCCAGCAGGUCACACUUUCCAAAGCGGCUUCAGGUGAAGCCACGAAGCGGAAGAGCAUGCAUAUCGAAAGAAGCUAUGAGGAACAACAGCAGCGUGUCAAGCGGCUGGAAACGGAGCUGAGCAUUACGAAGCGUACAUUAAUGACGAAAGACGAGGAGAUUGCUCGUCUGAAGAGUAUGGGAGGUCGGCCUGGCGUAGGCACUAGAGGCACGAGUGCGACACCGCAGCCCAAGACCAGGAGUAGAGCUGCUAGUCCCACUUUCCCUGGCGGGCGAAUUGCCAACUUGAGAAACAGCUAGGGUGCCUUGAGAAUCCUUGAGGUUGAUGGGCUCUGGAUGUUGACUCUCCCUUGGUAGUCGCGUUCAGAGUAUAUGGGCAUGUCAUCUUGGCGGUGGUAAUAACGGCAUGGGCAGACAAGCCAUCUUGGUCACGGCGUAUGGCGGCUAAGACUACCAGGAUAUUGUAUCUUCUUUCCCGACAUGCAUUACGAUGAAUGUAUAUACGUUGCAUAUAAGUCACUGUUCCUUCACUAUACG
This is a messenger RNA of Alternaria rosae, 5988 nucleotides long. RefSeq lists its product as uncharacterized. The transcript is spliced from 7 exons. NCBI's taxonomy places the organism in Eukaryota, Fungi, Ascomycota, Dothideomycetes, Pleosporales, Pleosporaceae. The record is from RefSeq and is a predicted model, not a curated record. The coding region runs from base 40 to 5751 and encodes 1903 amino acids. Gene Ontology annotation, cellular component: HDA1 complex.